AUGGCUUUCACUGAUGAUGCUGUCAAAGCAAAGCUAUCAGCUCUGAAUGACUCACAGGAGAGCAUCGUUACUGUUGCGCAAUGGGUCAUGUUCCACAGACGUCAUGCUGAGCGGACCGGACAAAUAUGGCUUCAAAAGAUUCGCGACUCGCCACCUCCCAAGCGACUCAACCUGAUUUACCUAGCCAAUGAGGUGGCCCAGCAAUCUAAAGUACGCGGAAAACAUGAUUUUCUCAUUGCGCUAUCUCCGAUAAUCGUCGAUGCUACAUCAGCGGCUUACAAGGGCUCGUCGAAUGAAUACCAACAAAGGAUCCGCCGAGUCGUGGAGGUCUGGAGACAACGCAAUGUCUUUGACGGAGCUAUUUUGGAUGCAGUGGAAGCUCGCAUAGAUGAACUCGACAAAGCUCGUCCUACAAACAAGAAGCAAACCCUCGGAGGCUCCUUCUUCAAGGACACUUCUUCGGGAUCCACUCCGUCCGAACUACAACCUCUCAACCCAUUGCAGGUUGCUCUCACCAAGGCCGUCAUCAACUCCAACAAUUCUGCCACAACCGCUACUUCGGAGUUCGACAAGCUCCAUGACCCCAAGACCCCAAAGCCUACACUGCCCGUUCAUGCCGCACGUUUAAGUUCACUCUUGAAGACGCUUGCCAACGCAGAAAACUCCGUCUCCGAGGUAAUCAAGUCGCGCCGCGCCUUAAUCGAUGGGCUCGAGAAGAUCCUCCAGACCAACCGUGCAGAGCUAUCGAAGGAGGAGGUCCUCAGCGCCGAGCUCUCACAGAAGAAAGCCUCGGUCGAUACCAAAAAGCGGGAGGUCGAAGAUGCCAUUAUGCGCGGUCUGCCCAGUGAAGAGUCCUCCACAAAUCCCGGCGAACACAGCGGACGCGAUGAUUCAUCUGCCCGCCCAGAAGUCGAAGCUUUGACACCUCCCCCGGUGGAAGCUAUUACACCAGUGGGGUCCCCACAGCCAGAAAAGCAGCAGCUCCGCCACGGCCCUUUUACCGAAGAGGCGGACGACGACACCUUAGAAUGGAACCCCAUGAACAUCCCCAACAUUCAGGAGUCAGGCAACGGGACUGCCAUCACUGAUCAAUCCACUGCUAUUUCUCCGGACCAUGACAAUGACUUCGAUAUUACUGCCGAUGGCCAUGCAAAGAGGCGCAAGAUCUCGCAUGGCGAGGAGGACUAUGCGGCUUUUGCAGGCGGCGACCUAGAUGCUGAUGUGGCUGACCUGCUUGCCAGUCAGGGUAAACAGUAA
Penicillium concentricum is the source of this 1257-nucleotide messenger RNA. RefSeq names its product CTD-interacting domain-containing protein. The record is from RefSeq and is a predicted model, not a curated record. Gene Ontology annotation, biological process: mRNA 3'-end processing. The transcript has 5 exons. NCBI's taxonomy places the organism in Eukaryota, Fungi, Ascomycota, Eurotiomycetes, Eurotiales, Aspergillaceae. The coding region runs from base 1 to 1257 and encodes 418 amino acids. Gene Ontology annotation, molecular function: RNA polymerase II C-terminal domain binding. Gene Ontology annotation, cellular component: RNA polymerase II, holoenzyme.